AUGCCUGGCUUCGCAACGCUGCCCCCAGCCCGACCCUCCCUCUUCGCCCCCGGCCCACAGGGCCGUUGCCGUCGGCAAGAAGGAGCCCCCCGCCUUGUCCGCACGGACCCGGAGGCCCUGCAGUCCCGCCCGAACGCCGGGCAGCUGUGCCUAGGGCCGAAGAUCCACGAGGUGCCCGACCCUCCCUCUUCGCCCCCGGCCCACAGGGCCGUUCUCGUCGGCAACAAAGCCGCCCCUGGCCCCGGCCACCCGAGCCCGGGCGCCCUGCAGUCCUGGCCGACCGCCGGGCCCCCGCACCCAGGUCCGAAGAGCCACGAGGGGGCACUGGUGCUGCGCCUCUUCAGCGCAUGCCUGGAUUCGCAACGCUGCCCCCCGCCCGCCCCUCACUAUUCGCCCCCGCCCCACAGGGCCAUUGCCGUCGGCAACAAGGCCAAACGCGGCCCCGGCAGCCCAGGCCCGGCCAUUGCCGUCGGCAACAAGGCCCAACACGGCCCCGGACGGUCGGGCCCUGCCUCCCUGCAGGCCCGCCCGAACGCCAGGCAGCCGCGCCCGGGCCCGAACAGCCACGAGGGGGACUGGGCCGUUGCCGUCUGCAACAAGGCCCAACCCAGCCACGGCCGGUCGGGCCCAGCCGCCCUGCAGGCCCGCCCGAAUGCCGGGCCCCGGUACCGAGGGCCAAAGAGCCACGAGGGGGCACUUGUGCUGCGACUCUUCAGCGCACGCCUGGCUUCGCCCGUUGCCGUCGGAAACAAGGCCCCCCCCGGCCCCGGCAGGACGGGCCUGGACGCACUGCCGUCCCGCCCGAACGCCGGGCCCCCGCGCACAGGGCCAAUGGCCCACGAGGGGGCAAUGGUGCUGCGCCUCUUCAGCGCACGCCUGGCUUCACAACGCUGGCCCCCGCGCGACCCUCACUCUUCGCACCCGGCCCACAUGGCUGUUGCCGAUGGCAAAAAGGCCCAACCCGGCCCCGGACAGCCGGACCCGGCCGCCCUGCAGGGCCGCCCAAACGCCAGGCCCCCGCGCCCAGGGCCGAAGAGCUACGAGGGCGCAAUUGUGCUGCGCCUCUUCAGCGCACGGCUGGCUUCGCAACGCUGGCCGCGCCCGCCCUCACUCUUCGCCCCCGGCCUACACGGCUGUUGCCAUCGGCAACAAGGCUCCCCCCGGCCCCAGCAUCUUGGGCCCGUCCACCCUGCAGGCCCGCGCGAAUGCCGGGCCACCGCGCCCUGGGCCAAAGAGCGAGGAGGGGGCACUGGGGCCGUUGCCGUCGGCAACAAGGUCCCCCCCGGCCCCGGCCACCUGGGCCUGGCCGCCCUGCAGUCCUGGCCGAACGCCGGGCCCCUGCGCCCAGGCCCGAAGAGCCACGAGGGAGCAUGGGCCGUUGCCGUCUGCAAAAAGGCCCAACACGGCCCCGGCCGCCCCGGCCCGUCCACCCUGCAGGCCCACCCGAAUGCCGGGCCCCCGCGCCCCGCCAAGAAGAGCCACGAGGGGGCACUGGUGCUGCGCCUCUUCAACACAAGCCUGGCUUCGGCCGUUGCCGUCGGCAACAAGGCCCCCCCUGGCCCCGGCCGGCCAGGCCCGGCAGCCCUGCAGCCCGCCCGAACGCCGGGCCCCCGCGCCCAGGCCCGAAGAGCCAUGAAGGGGCACUGGGCCGUUGCCAUCAGCAACAAGGCCCCCCCCGGCCUUGGCAGCAUGGACACGACCGCCCUGCAGGCCCGCCCGAAUGCCGGGCUUUCGCGCCCAGGCCCGAAGAGCCACGAGGGGGAACUGGUGUUGCCCCUCUUCAGCGCAUGCCUGGCUUCGGAACGCUGCCCCCCGCCCACCCCGCACUCUUCGCCCCUGGCCCACAGGGCCUUUGCCAUCUGCAACAAGGCCCAACCCGACCCCGGCCUCCCGGGCCCAGCCGCCCUGCAGGCCUGCCCGAACGCCGGGCCCCCGUGCCAAGGCCCGAAGAGCCAGGAGGGGGAAUUAGUGCUGCGCCUCUUCAGCGCACGCCUGGCUUCGGCCGUUGCCGUUGGCAACAAGGCCCCCCCAGACCCCGGCCCCCCGGGCCCUGCCGCCCUGCUGUCCCGGCCGAACGCCGGGCCCCCACGCCCAGGCCCGAAGAGCCACGAGGGGGCACUUGUGCUGCGCCUCUUCAGCGCACGCCGGGCUUCGCAACGCUGCACCUCGCCCGCGCCUCACUCUUUGCCCCCUGCCCACAGGGGCGAUGCCGUCGGCAACAAGGUCCCCCCUGGCCCCGGCCGGCCGGGCCCGGCCGCCCUGCAGGCCCGCCCGAACGCCGGGAACCUCGCCCGG
This is a messenger RNA of Melopsittacus undulatus (budgerigar), 2295 nucleotides long. RefSeq names its product basic proline-rich protein-like. The annotation marks the transcript as partial. The transcript is spliced from 10 exons. NCBI's taxonomy places the organism in Eukaryota, Metazoa, Chordata, Aves, Psittaciformes, Psittaculidae. The record is from RefSeq and is a predicted model, not a curated record.